Vicia faba (fava bean) is the source of this 447-nucleotide messenger RNA. Lineage: Eukaryota; Viridiplantae; Streptophyta; Magnoliopsida; Fabales; Fabaceae. The record is from the annotation of a GenBank genome assembly.
AUGCUACACCUCCUCCGCCAAAACCAUGAAGGACAUCCUUGGUUCCGGUUUUUAUGUGCAGUUGGAGCAGAAGCAGAAGAUGGUAACAUUGAAUUGUUUUUGUCUGAAAUUAAGGGCAAAGAUUUAGCUGAGGAAUCUGAUGAUGCAUUGUCCAUAUUGCCCAACAGUCCAGAAGCUACACUCACUGCAGUUUAUGUGGAUCUCUUGCUUGUAUCAAGAUUUCACAUGGUGGCUGCUGCAAAGGCAAAUUUAAACUAUAUUGGGUUAGGUGGAGAUAUUGGCUGCAUGGUGAAUGGAGCAGGGUUAGCAAUGGCUAUAAUUAAGUUGCAUGGAGGUACCUCUGCCAAUUUUCUGGAUGUAGGUGGCAAUGCUUCUGAAGACCAGGUGGUUGAAGCAUUUAAGAUAUUGACUGUUAUGAUAAAUUUGGAAGAUUCACCAAAGUUAUGA